CUUAUUCUUAUAAGGCUUGGCCAGAGCUCGUUAAAUUGCUGCAAUAAUCAUGGAUGCAUCCACACUAACAAAGCUCUUCUCCCUUCACACUUUGCUUCUGCUUCUCCACCAAUCCCACUGCAAAACUUUAACCGCAAUCACUCCGAGCCUUCCCAUGCAUGAUGGCGACUUUUUGAUCUCUGAGAACAAAAACUUCGUGCUUGGAUUCUUCAGCCCCGGGAACUCUCAGAACCGCUUCAUCGGGACUUGGUACAAGGUUAGUAACCAGACAGUUUUCUGGGUCGCUAACAGAGACAGACCAAUCAAUGAUACCUCUGGGGUUCUCUCGAUCAACUCCCAAGGAGACCUUGUUCUCCAUUGUGGCAGCAAUAGUAGCUCACCCCUUUGGUGGUCGAAUAUGUCGAGAACAAUUUCAGACAAUAACUUCAACACUGCUCAGCUUCAAGACACAGGCAACUUCAUCCUGCGCCAAAGGCUCAGCAACCGUGUCGCGUGGCAGAGUUUUGAUCAUCCAACAGAUACCCUGAUGCCUUUCCUGAAACUUGGGCUGAACCGGAGAACUGGCCUGGAUCGGGCCCUGAUUUCCUGGCGGUCCAAGGAUGACCCUAGACCGGGGAAUUUCACUCUCAGGAUUGACCAGACCGGUUACCCACAACAGUUCCUUUACAGUAAUGGGGCUCCACGCUGGCGGGGAGGGCCGUGGACGGGCCAGCGCUGGAGCGGUGUGCCCCAAAUGCCCAACAGCUCGAUCUUCAAUGACACCUAUGUCAAUAACCAGGAAGAGGUCUCAUAUCUCCUUGGUUUAAGAAACCCGUCGAUCAUAGCAAGGGUGGUGGUGGACCCCAUGGGCUUUUUUAAGGCACAAGCCUACUAUGGCCAGUGGAGCGACUUCUGGGGCGCCCCAAAUCCCUCGGAGCAGUGCGACAAUUACAAGUUCUGCGGGCCUAACAGCAAUUGCAACUCCUCGGCCCAAGUCAUAUGCAAUUGCCUCCCUGGCUUUGAGCCCCAUUCACUGGGAGAUUGGAACCUCAGAAAGUGGUCUGGUGGAUGCAUAAGGUCCCCUGGCGCCUCCACAUGUCGGAGCGGGGAAGGAUUUGUCAAGAUGGCCCUUGUGAAGGUCCCGGACACUUCCCAAGCGUAUGUUAACAUGAGCCUGAGCCUCAAAGAAUGCAAACAGGAGUGCCUAAAGAACUGUUCCUGUACGGCCUACACAAGCGCUGAUGAAAGAAAUGGGGGCAAGGGGUGCUUGCAAUGGUACGACGAUCUGCUGGAUAUAAUGACGUUUUCUGAUAUUGGACAGGAUUUAUAUAUACGGGUUGAUGCAGCCACUUUAGGUACUUAUGAACUAACAGCUCAUUCGACAGAGAAGAAAGGAUCUCCUGGGAAGUGGUUAAUAGGGCUAACCGUAUCAGCUGGUAUGAUUCUGGUGCUGCUGAUCAUCUUGUUUAUAAUGAAGAAAAGGCACCGGAGAGCAAGGCCUUCUGCUACCCCAAGUGCUGCACAUCUUGAGAAUGAUGAACCUGGGAAUAUGCAUCAGGACCUCGAAUAUGACAGGAGAACCUCAGAUUUGCCAUUGUUUGAUCUAAGCACCAUAGCCACUGCCACAAAUAAUUUUUCUUUCAUCAAUAAGCUUGGCCGAGGUGGAUUCGGUUCUGUCUAUAAGGGAGUACUAGAAAAUGGAAAGGAAAUAGCGGUUAAGAGAUUGUCGAAAUCUUCGGGGCAAGGAAUCGAAGAGUUUAAGAAUGAGGUCACGUUGAUUGCCAGGCUGCAGCACAGGAAUCUUGUGAAGAUACUAGGCUGCUGUAUCGAAGAAGACGAGAAAAUGUUGAUUUAUGAAUACCUGCCAAAUAAAAGUUUGGACUCAUUUCUUUUCGAUGACAAGAAGAGGCUUUUGCUGGAUUGGAGAAAACGUUUUGAGAUUGCUGGUGGAAUAGCUCGAGGGAUCUUGUACUUACACCAAGACUCAAGGUUCCGGAUCAUCCAUCGGGAUCUGAAAACGAGCAACAUGUUGCUUGAUUCUUCAAUGAACCCAAAAAUCUCCGAUUUUGGCAUGGCUAGGAUAUGCGGAGGGGACCAGAUCGAAGGAAAUACUAGACGAGUUGUAGGGACAUACGGUUACAUGUCACCAGAGUACGCGAUGGAGGGGUUGUUUUCAAUAAAAUCUGAUGUGUACAGUUUUGGAGUCGUGCUGUUGGAGAUCAUUUCUGGGAAAAGAAACAGCAGCUUUAAUCUGGAGAAUCCGUCUUGCAACCUAGUUGGCCUUGUUUGGGAGUUGUGGAAAAAGGGAUCAUCCUUGGACAUUGUCGACCCAUCAAUGGGAAAUAUGUAUCCUGAUUGCGAGGUCCUGAGAUGCAUCCAAAUCGGGUUGCUCUGCGUGCAAGAAUGUCCCAUGGAUAGGCCGACCAUGUCAGUAGUUGUUCACAUGUUAGGAACCAAUGUGACGCUUCCUUCCCCAAAGCAGCCGGCUUUCGCUUUCAAGAGGAUUCAGGGAAGAACCGACAUCUCUUCCUCUGGUGAAAGGCCGAACUCGGUAAACGAAAUGUCCCUUUCUAUUGUCGAACCCCGUUAAACGCAAUGUUCUAGAAAUGGUUUAUUAAGCAAAUGGAACUAGAAUCUCUUUUAGAGAGAAAUUCAAGGGAUAUUGUAUAAAGAUAUCGAAGAAUAUCCAAUAUUUAUGAUAUUUUAUAAACUCUGAUAUCUUCCAGAUUUAUUGUAUUUCGUCUGCUAUAAAUAAGAGCACCUCCAUUAUGUGUGUAAGCCAAUUCAAUCUAU
Molecule: messenger RNA, 2772 nt
Organism: Punica granatum (pomegranate)
Lineage: Eukaryota; Viridiplantae; Streptophyta; Magnoliopsida; Myrtales; Lythraceae
Source: RefSeq, a predicted model, not a curated record